UAAAGGAUGGGAUAAACUUGUUGAUGUUGAGUUGGCAGUUUGGCUUCAAACGUGAUUUACUUUCCUCUCUUCUUCUUUCCUUUUAACUAUCCAGACUAGUGUUUUCAACGUCAGCCCUUCGACGUGCAGGUGAAAAUCGGCUAUUUUGCAGACAGCAGGUCUCUUGCGUUUAGCCGGGGUCACCACUCAGCCGAUCGGGUUCAUCUCCGCUGUCCUCAGCUAGCCUGCCCUCAUUCAUUGCAUGCUCCACACUAGACGUUUUUGACAUUUUAUUUCUUAGAUUUUAUUUGGAGAAGGUGGAGGCACGAAUGAGACCAUUGUCAUGACACUACGGAGAGUAAACGUGAUCAUCCUUGUGCUCCUGGCUGUGGCCUUUCUGAUCGUAGUUCAACGAAAUCUCCUCAACCUCAGCGAUUUUUUACACAAAGAAAACUCAGAUGUGGGGAUGAUUCUUCCCUUCGAGUCCGAGCUGUCCCCGGACCUCAAAUUGCAGUUGGUGAGAAGAGGAGAUGCCAUCCCAGUUGUCAUCACUGCCGUCGAGGACAGACUCGGUGCUGUGGUUGCUGCCAUGAACAGUGUUUACCAGAACAGCAAAGCCAACGUUGUCUUCACCGUUGUCACCUUGAAUGACACCGUCAGUCACUUGAAGGAGUGGCUAAGUGACAUACGGUUAAAGCACGUUAAAUACAGGAUAGCUGUUUUCAAUCCUGACCUCCUCAGUGGGAAGAUUUCUCAAGAUCCUCAGAUACUGGAAGCUACAAAACCAUUGACUUUUGCCAGGUAUUACCUGCCAGCCUACAUACCCGAGGCAGAGAAAGCCAUCUAUUUGGAUGAUGAUGUUAUUGUGCAAGGAGACAUUCAGGAGCUUUUCGAAACCAGCCUCAGACCAGGUCAUGCAGCUGCCUUCUCGGAUGACUGCGACUCAGCAUCUUCAAAGGGGAUCAUUCGUGGGGCGGGUACUCAGAAUAACUAUUUAGGUUUCCUGGACUUCAAGAAGGAGGCGAUCAAGACGCUGGGGAUGAGAGCCAACACCUGCUCCUUCAACCCCGGGGUCAUCGUCGUUAACCUGACUGAAUGGAAGAACCAAAACAUCACGCAGCAGCUGGAGCACUGGAUGGAGCUCAACACCAAGGAGGAUUUGUACAGUAAAACACUUGCAGAGAGCAUCAUUACUCCUCCGCUCCUCAUUGUCUUUUACAAACGUCACUCCAUUGUGGACCCGAUGUGGCAUGUGAGGCACCUCGGUAGUACCGGUGCUGGAAAUCGCUACUCGGCCCAGUUUGUAAAAGCAGCAAAGCUCCUUCACUGGAACGGACACUACAAGCCGUGGGGAAGAGUGUCUUCUUUCUCCGACGUGUGGGACAAGUGGUUCAUCGACGACCCCACGGGAAAGUUUCAUCCUGUGCGCAGACACUCCGGGGACAGAUAGACGGAGACUAUACUGGACUUUUGGGAGCAAAAACAAACCUCGAUAUAUCUCAGGAUCUAAGCAAAGCCUUCUACCUUUUUCAGUUCCACCAUGUGGAGCUUCAUACAGCACAUUUCCUGUUUUUUUUUUAUGACUAGAGUAUUACACCACUCUCCUUGCUUUGAGUUUUCCUUCCAAGAGCAAAUAACUUUAUUUCACAUGAAUUUAUUCAAUUCUUUUUAAAAUUGUGUAUAACUGUGCUGACAUGUGCAAAUGCUGCCUCAACAGUGCUGGGAUCAGAUGGGAUGUUCUCAAAAGAUGUUACUCUGUAUCUGCUGCAUCCAACACUCUUCUCAGAGUUAAGAAGCUGCAGAUGCUUUCAUCACACUACAGCAGCUCGACGGUACUCUCUAAACCAGUCCCAGUGAAAUAAGUCACUGAACAUUUUUUUUUCCUUCAUAACCAAUCUUUUUCCUCCAUAACUAAUUAUGCUACUUAUGUUGAUAGCAGUACAUUUCCUUUGAAUGACCAUAUUCAGACCACUAAGCAAGUGUCUGGAGGAAUUACCAGCCAAGUGUUGGCCUGCUUCAGGAUUUGUUUUAUACAUAACGGUCACCU
Molecule: messenger RNA, 2026 nt
Organism: Salarias fasciatus (jewelled blenny)
Lineage: Eukaryota; Metazoa; Chordata; Actinopteri; Blenniiformes; Blenniidae
Gene: glt8d1
Product: glycosyltransferase 8 domain containing 1
Exons: 9
Coding region: 323-1429 (368 amino acids)
Cellular component (GO): Golgi apparatus
Molecular function (GO): glycosyltransferase activity
Source: RefSeq, a predicted model, not a curated record